This is a messenger RNA of Beta vulgaris subsp. vulgaris (sugar beet), 2025 nucleotides long. RefSeq names its product WRKY transcription factor 42. The record is from RefSeq and is a predicted model, not a curated record. Gene Ontology annotation, molecular function: DNA-binding transcription factor activity; sequence-specific DNA binding. Gene Ontology annotation, biological process: regulation of DNA-templated transcription. NCBI's taxonomy places the organism in Eukaryota, Viridiplantae, Streptophyta, Magnoliopsida, Caryophyllales, Amaranthaceae. The transcript has 6 exons. Bases 319 to 1911 code for a protein of 530 amino acids.
AAUGCCGAGUCCUACUCCCAUUUUUUUCUUAAACAUCUCUUAAUUACCAGCAUGAUUAAUUCAACAUAAUAAUAAUAUGCACCAUCUCAAUUUCUUCCAUGACUUUAUUAGUUUCUUAAUUCUUUAGACUUCUACCCUUUGCUUUUCUGUAUUUUCCACCCUUGUCUUCACCUCUUCUUCAUUUAUAUAUCAUAUCAUAUCGUAUCAUAUCUUAUCAUAUCACAUGCUACAUAAUCUUUUCAUUUGACUGUCUCACUUAUUUUCUCACAUUAAUCUUAGUCUUAAGUAAUCAUUUGAGCUUAGAAUUGAAAGGAUUAUAUGGAUUAUCAUAGAAGUCAUACUUUUAUGAGAAGGGAUGAUCAUGAAAAUGAACAUGAAAAACAUAGUUUUAAAGAGGUGGAUUUUUUUCAUGGCUCUACUUGUUCAAGAGGAUUCUCAGAAGAAGAUGAUCAUACUAUUAACAAUAGUGGUGUCCAAGAUGGUUAUGGUGAAGAUGGUAACGAUGAUGGUCUUAAACUACAAAUCGAUACAGGGUUGAAGCUUCAAGUGUCUAGAACUAUCGAUUUUGUCGAAAAACCAAUCGUGGAUGAUGAAGUUGAAGUGUUGGAAAUUCAUGAUGAUAAUCAAAAUAACAAGGAUGAGUUGGUAGUUCUAAGGGAGGAGAUAGUUCGAAAGAACGUCGAGAAUCAAAGAUUGAAGACUUUACUUAAUCAAGUGACCAACAGCUACCAAGCCCUACAAAUGCAAAUAUCAACAGUUAGACAGCAUCAACUUGAUCAAAACAAAUCCAGAAAAGUCCACCCGACAACGGAGACACAAAAUGAUGAUGAGACAAUAAAUGAAAGAACAAAACAGCAAAUGGGACAAUUCUUGGGACCAAGGCAAGCUAAUCUUAACAUUGAUACAAAUGAUCAAAGAAGGUCCAAUCCUAAUUUUGGUGAUAUUAUUGAUAAUUAUAGAGAUGAUGAACAGUCAAAUAGAAGCCAUGAUCAAAGAGAAGACGGUGCAAAUAUAGGCAAGAGUUCAAUAUCAACUAACAUGCAAAGAGUUGGUAUGGCGCCUGCUGCAACCGUAGAGGCUGAGGAGGCUCAUGAAGUAACCAUGAGAAGAGCUCGUGUGUCGGUUCGAGCUCGAUCAGAAGCAAAUAUGAUAAGUGAUGGAUGCCAAUGGAGGAAGUACGGGCAGAAAAUGGCAAAAGGAAACCCAUGUCCACGAGCUUAUUAUCGUUGCACCAUGGGAAGUUCUUGUCCCGUUCGCAAACAGGUACAAAGAUGUGCUGAAGACCGCACCAUUCUCAUUACAACCUACGAGGGACAUCACAACCAUCCCUUGCCAAACGCAGCUGUAGCGAUGGCCAGCACUACAUCAUCUGCCGCCUCAAUGCUCAUAGCUGGCUCCAAGUCAUCAACCGCGAUCGACGGACUUCUAAACCCACCCAUGUUCUCACAACCCACGGCUCUCCCAGGCCUCCCAAGCCUAGCCACAAUCUCAGCAUCAGCACCAUUUCCAACUAUUACAUUGGACCUUACUAGGCCACAAGGCUCACAACCACAAGGAAACAAUAGUAACAUACCAUGUGCAAACACAAAUGGUUCGGGCUUGGCGAGCCUUAUGCAACAAUUAUUGGGACAAUCCCCUAACAACUUUAAUGGUUCAAGUGAGCUCAAUAGAGAAAAUCAUAACUUGCCUUUGAUUGACCCACUAAGUAUUGCUAAAGCAGCCCUUGCUGCGGACCCAACUCUUGCUUCAGCCUUAGCAGCAGCCAUUUCCUCAAUAAUAAUUAAGGGCAAUUUUGAGUCCCUUACUAAUAAUGUUAAUAGUAAUGUUAACAAUAAUGGAAAAGGUAAUGAGAAUGUGAUGCAAAUUGACAAGGAUAAUAACCCUGAUUUGUCUAGUUUUACUCAGAACUGAAUCAACUCAUUUGGUAAAUCAUGCAUUAGUCUUUUCAAUUAUUUUUCCUUAUCUUUGAUAGAAUAAUUCUCAAUAGUAGUGGUCUAUAUAGGCUUUUUUUUUUUGUUUUUCCAA